AUGGCUACUUUCGGAACCGCCCCAGCCUUCGACGCAGACGUGGAACCAUGGAGUCACUACGUUGAAAGGUUAGAACAGUACUUCGUCGGAAACAAGAUUACAGACGGGUAUCAGCGCACCGGUAUUUUUCUCUCGGUUGUGGGACCGAAAACCUACGGGCUACUUCGGAGUCUCCUGGCACCGGCCAAGCCGAGCACAAAGGCCUUCGUGGAACUAGUAGCAACACUCAGCAGUCACUUCGCCACGAAGCCGUCUGAAAUUGUGGAACGUUUCCGUUUCAACUCUCGUGUCCAGCACGAGAACGAAACUGUAUCUACAUUUAUCGCUGAAUUGAGAAAACUAUCUGAGUUCUGCGAAUUCGGAACCACUCUGGAUACGAUGCUACGGGACAGGCUGGUAUGUGGUGUCACGGACAUUGGCAUACAAAAGCGAUUGCUUGCUGAGCGGAAGUUGACCCUGGAGAAAGCUACUACACUUGCGUGCGCCAUAGAAAUGGCAACCAACAAUGCCAUGGAACUGAGUCAGCCUCCGGACAACUCAGUGAACCGGAUCAUCAACCGAAAGGGUCGACAUCGUCCGGUUGGUCAAGAGCCUAAAGGAAUCCCACCAAGACAGGCAAGUCAGAAAUUUAAGUGCAUACGUUGCGGAAGAAGCGAUCACGGAGCACCAGCAUGCCCAUUUAAGACUACUGAGUGCCACCGCUGUAAAAAGAAGGGACACCUUGCAAAGAUGUGCUUGUCAGACUCACAACAACCAAGACCACGAGCCCAUGGUCGGACGAAUGCUAUUUCAACAGAAAGGGCGACCUCAGAGGCAAGCCUUAACCUGCAGGGAAUCCAUAGUGUCGACACCCAGGCAACGCCGCGUCCGUCGAUCAUCACCACUCGUUGGAUGGACAUCCCGGUCGACAUGGAAGUUGACACAGGUUCGUCUGUUACGUUGAUACCUGCUAGCACGUACAGGAAACAUCAAGCCUCCUGGCCAACAUUAUUGCCAUGCCAACGCAAGUUAUCGUGCUACAUGGGUCAGCUACCAGUGCUAGGCGUUCUGAAAAUGGAAGUCACUUACGGACACCGCACGGCAACAGCAUCGCUUUACGUCGUUGACCAUGAGGGCCCAAGCCUAUGUGGUCGUGAUGUAAUUGCAGCGCUGGAUCUGCUUACCGUCAACGUGAAUGUUGUUAACAGCGAAGGCAAGGUGACCAAUCUGAAGCAGGAAUUCAAAUCCUUGUUUGAGCCAGGCAUCGGUCUCAUGGUAGGUCCACCUGCUCAUCUACAUUUGAAGCAAGGCAUAACGCCCAAGUUCUGCAAAGCAAGAUCUCUUCCGUAUGUAAUGCGCGACAAAGUGUCUGCGGAACUUGAUCGGCUGUGCGAAGCGGGAGUGCUCACACCGGUUACCCAUUCCGAAUGGGCGACACCUAUCGUGCCCGUCAUGAAGAAAGAUGGCACAGUGAGAAUAUGCGGCGAUUUCAAGGUUACGCUGAACCAAGUCUGUGACGUUGAACAAUAUCCUCUUCCGAAGAUUGAAGACAUGUUUGCGUCGCUUAGUGGAGCGGAGUGCUUUUCGAAAUUGGACUUACGCGACGCAUACCAGCAGAUUCCACUUGAUGAAGACUCACAGAAGGUCGCGGUAAUAAACACCCAUCGAGGCCUGUACAGCUACAAGCGUCUACCCUAUGGCAUCGCUUCUGCGCCAGCGAUCUUCCAGCGUCGGAUGGAAUCCUUGCUGAGAGAAAUUCCUGGAACGCAAGUCUUUCUCGAUGACAUCCUGAUUGGAGAACGAGAGGCAAACUUCGGAGAAAUCCUGCGCAAGGUACUCCAGCGUCUACAGGACAACGGUGUUCGUCUGAGGGAGGACAAAUGUGAGUUUCACAGGUCGGAAAUUUCGUAUUUGGGACAUCGCAUUGACAAAAGAGGACUUCAUCCCGAAGAAAAGAAGCUGAGAGCAAUAGUAGAAGCGCCAGCGCCGAAAGACGUGCAAGAAUUGAGAUCUUUCUUGGGACUGCUUACUUACUACCGCAGCUUCAUUCGUAACAUGUCCUCCUUGCUCACACCCUUGUACGACCUACUGAAAAAUGAUUCCGUCUGGAAAUGGGAUACUGCCCAAGAGGUAGCAUUCAAAAAGGCGAAAGAUGUGUUGGUAAAUUCCGGAUUUCUAACACAUUUUGAUCCGUCCCGAGAACUUCAGCUUGAGUGCGACGCAUCACCGUAUGGAAUAGCAGCAGUUCUAUCACACCGCAUUGAGGGGCAAGACAGACCAAUUGCGUUCAGGUCGAGAACUCUCACGGCGGCAGAACAGAACUACUCCCACCUGGAAAAGGAAGCAUUGGCACUUGUUUUCGGAGUCACGCGAUUCAGAGACUACCUGUGGGGACGACAGUUCAUUCUCCGGACGGACCACAAACCGUUGGUAGGACUCUUCAAAGAAGGCAAGGCUAUAUCAUCCACGGCAGCCAGCAGGAUUCAGCGAUGGGCGUUGACACUGAGCGCCUACAAUUACCAAAUUGAAUAUAAACCUGGACGUCAAAACGGCAAUGCGGAUGCACUAAGCCGCCUUCCCAUAGAAGGAACUGCAACGGAGGAAGAACUCGCAAAUUCAGAAGCAGUAUGUUCUAUCCAAAUCAUGGAGGAGGGGCCACUGUCAGCAAAGCAGCUAGCCGACUUGACAAGUCAAGAUGCUACCUUGUCAGCACUCAGGGAUGCCAUACAGCGGGGAUGGCCACAUCAGCUGCAAGACAAGGCAUUGCAACCGUAUUGGUCUCGAAGAGAUGAGCUCUCGACGGACCACGGUCUGAUUAUGUGGGGAAGGAGGAUAAUCAUCCCAGCAAAAGCACGCCAGGCGAUGCUACUGCAACUCCACUCUACACACUCUGGAAUGGCGCCAAUGAAAGCAGUAGCAAGAUCACUGUUCUGGUGGCCUGGAAUAGAUGGGGACAUCGAAAACACGGCACGGCACUGCUUGGAAUGUCAACAGGCCCAGCCAAUGCCACCAGCAAAGGAACCUCUGUCCUGGCCAUCGACAACUAUAAGAUGGUCACGCGUGCAUAUUGAUUAUGCCGGGCCAGUCGAGGGAAUGAUGCUACUCAUCGUAGUGGACAGCUUCUCACGUUGGAUUGAGGCAAUUCCGGUUAAGAAUGCUUCGUCUGAGCAAACGUCAAACGGACUAGCAGAGAGGGCGGUACGCACGGUGAAGGAUGCGUUGAAGAAAAUGAAGACUGGGGAUUUGCGCAAAAAUGUGGACCGCUGGUUGCAUUCAUACCGUCGAUCACCAAACACUGUGUCCGGUAAAUCGCCCUCGGAAAUGCUACUUGGGUACAACAUCAGGUCAAGAUUGGACCUCAUCAGCGUCCAAGAACUGCACAAAGAAGCUAUCUCAAAACCAGACCGGGCACGACCAAGCCCAGAAAAAAAUCAAGUUCGGAAACAGGUGUGCUUCGGCCAGGGACGCACGUGUUCGCUCGAAAUUACGGGCGAGGACAAAAAUGGAUUCCGGGAGUGGUACAGAACCAAAAAGGAUCCCGGAUGGCUGUUGUGA
Molecule: messenger RNA, 3534 nt
Organism: Ornithodoros turicata
Lineage: Eukaryota; Metazoa; Arthropoda; Arachnida; Ixodida; Argasidae
Exons: 2
Coding region: 1-3534 (1177 amino acids)
Molecular function (GO): zinc ion binding; nucleic acid binding
Source: RefSeq, a predicted model, not a curated record